Messenger RNA from Teleopsis dalmanni, 903 nucleotides. RefSeq names its product laccase-21-like. Gene Ontology annotation, cellular component: plasma membrane. The record is from RefSeq and is a predicted model, not a curated record. NCBI's taxonomy places the organism in Eukaryota, Metazoa, Arthropoda, Insecta, Diptera, Diopsidae. The coding region runs from base 1 to 807 and encodes 268 amino acids. Gene Ontology annotation, molecular function: oxidoreductase activity; copper ion binding. Gene Ontology annotation, biological process: iron ion transport. The transcript is spliced from 3 exons.
AUGCAGCGUUUCUCUUUUAUACUUAAUCCAUUGGAUGCCAUUUGUAAUGUCAAGCGCGCCGACGCAGUCUGUGUUUCGAACCUCAAGAAUGCCAAACAUAUCGAUAAGAGUGUGCUCGUGGAUCGGCCGGACGUAAAAAUAUUUUUGCCAUUUAGAUUUUUUGUCUACGAUCCAAAGCACCUAUUCCUACCAAACACUUAUAAUACCUUCUUAGUUGCACCCACGGGUGAUCAUUUAAUAUCGCUGAUCGAUGAAAUAUCAUACAUAUCGCCACCUUCACCAAUGCUUUCACAAAUUGAGGACAUACCACCAGAACAAUUCUGCAAUGGCGAUAAUCGACCACCGGAAUGUGCACCAAAUUGUCAGUGCACCCACAAAGUGGACAUACCAUUAGGCGCGGUGGUUGAAGUAGUGCUUGUUGAUGAAGUACAACAAAUUAAUCUAAGUCAUCCCUUUCAUUUACAUGGCACAGCAUUCUACGUAAUGGGUUUGGGACGUUCGCCGGACAAAGCUAUUAAGAAAAUUAAUUUAAAACAUGCUCUGGACUUAGAUCGUAUGGGUAUGUUGAAACGUGACUUUUCAAAGCCCUCACUUAAGGAUACAAUAGCAGUACCAAAUAAUGGUUAUGCGGUUUUACGUUUCAAGGCUGAAAAUCCAGGAUAUUGGCUUUUUCAUUGUCACUUUCUCUUUCAUAUAGCAAUUGGCAUGAACCUAAUUUUACAUAUCGGCACACAAUCAGACUUACCGCCCAUACCACCUGGUUUUCCACGCUGUGGUGACCAUACGCCACCAAUCACUUUUUAUUAAUAGGUUAUGCGUCUUCGAACCGACAAAUGCAAACAACGGAUCUGUACCUUUUGUUAUAAUAUUUGUAAUUUUUAAAAGUUUAAUAUUAAGAUUUAA